Molecule: messenger RNA, 408 nt
Organism: Nematocida ausubeli
Lineage: Eukaryota; Fungi; Microsporidia
Exons: 1
Coding region: 1-408 (135 amino acids)
Source: RefSeq, a predicted model, not a curated record
AUGGAAGUAUUAGAUAAAAAUCUUACCCAACUUAUCAUGUACUUAGUACCAUCAGAAGUGGAAAGCACUCUACAAGGACACACCACGCUAGAUGCCUUACUGGAUGCAGUGUGCAAUUUCUAUGAGAAGAAACAUCACACACCUACCUACACUUUACCGAAGCAAGCAGAUUUUUUAUUUAUUCGAGACUACUAUGAAGCACCCCAAAAGAUGAUUUCAGGAGUACAAGGGGCGCCUAUACCCGAGGAAAAAUUCCAGGAAUUAGUGGAGACAGUAUUUAAGAAUGGACUCACUCUUAAAACAUUCACAUACUAUAUCUCUACAUCUUACAAAACACAGAAAGAGUCUGUGAAAGUACUUGAAACCUUUGAGACCGGACUACUGGAGGAACUCAGACAGAAGUAUUAG